Sorex araneus (European shrew) is the source of this 587-nucleotide messenger RNA. RefSeq names its product cytochrome c oxidase assembly protein COX16 homolog, mitochondrial. Gene Ontology annotation, cellular component: mitochondrial inner membrane. The record is from RefSeq and is a predicted model, not a curated record. Bases 191 to 511 code for a protein of 106 amino acids. NCBI's taxonomy places the organism in Eukaryota, Metazoa, Chordata, Mammalia, Eulipotyphla, Soricidae. Gene Ontology annotation, biological process: mitochondrial respiratory chain complex IV assembly. The transcript has 4 exons.
CCUCUCGGUGACGACGGAUCGAUUGCUCUGGCCUGGCGGAGGCCUAUCCGGCAGGACAGUUCCCAGCUCGCGCUGCUAGGCGAAGCAGGUGAGCUCAGGACGUCCUUACGGGCCACGGAGCUCGAGCAUCUGAGGUCCUGGCGGCCGCGCGGGACCUGUGUGACUGAGCGACCGGUCGCGUGGAAGAGUCAUGUCUGCGCACUCCUUGGUGCGCGCCCUGCGCAAAAACAAGACCCUUCGCUACGGAGUCCCUAUGUUUUUGCUGGUUGUUGGUGGUUCUUUUGGUCUUCGUGAGUUUUCACAAAUCCGUUAUGAUGCUGUGAAGAUUAAAGUUGAUCCUGAGUUAGAAAAGAAAUUGAAAAUGUCUAAUGUAUCCUUGGAAUCAGAGUAUGAGAAAAUAAAAGACUCUACUUUUGAAGACUGGAAGAAUAUUCGAGGACCCAGACCUUGGGAAGAUCCUGACCUCCUCCAGGGACGAAAUCCAGAAAUCCUGAAGACUAAAACAGCUUGACUGUGUUGAUUAUUUUAUUUUAAUUUUUAAAUAAAAAUGUUCACUGGAAUUCUCACCAUAGACUGCUGUUCACUAG